UUAAAAUACGUUUAGUUGUUCUCCACUAAUACGCAAACAAAUACUUAUAUUCGAACAAAAUUUCCUGCCGGGCAACCUAACCUCACAUUCAUGACGUGCACUUCACGCAUACGCAUACACAUACAUAUUUGAGUUCACACAAUUACUAGGAACAACAAUUGGCAAUUUGUAUGUAGUUAACAUUGAACUGUAUUUACAAUAACAACAACAAAAGCAAGCCAAACACAAAAAUAUAUUCAAAACAGGAUAAUUAAAACGAGAAACAGUUGAGAAAAAACGCAAACAAGCGUGUAGCGCAGGGAUUACAAAUACACAGGCAACCUUAAAUCUAAAAAAAAAAAACAAAAACAACAUUAAAUUAAAUCACACGCGAAAUCAUGUCGGCCGACGACGGUAGUCAGUGCCCACUCUUACAAUUGGAUUCUGAGCCGCUGCUCACACCUGCGCUGCUGUUUGUUGUGCUGCUGAUAUUUGUGGCUGCCGCUGCCGUUGCGGCUGCCUAAGAGCCACCGACCACUCCACAGUCAAGCAAAUACAAAGCAAAGCGAAGCAGAGUCAAGUCAAGCCGUCGUCGCGGCGUGCAAACGAUGCUGGCGACGAGUGAAAUUGCUGAAACGAAAUACUUCGGCGCUUGUGGUUUCCGUUUCGUAACACUCGACGUCUAAAAGUCAGCAGCGACAGUGGUGGCAGUGGCAAACGCGCUCGCAGUGCCGCAUACAAUUCGAUUUAAUUCGAUUCACAAACGCACACAGCCACACACGGCGCGAAUAGCUGUAUUUAUUACGCCAAUACGAGUCCGUUGUUUAUGUGCAGCCAUUUGUGUGCGCCGAGUGAAUAAGUGACAUUUGUAAACAGCUGAAUUAAAAUCGAAAAAAAAAACAACAAAAUAACAACAACAAAAACAAAUAAAAUUGGUAAAUAGUGGCAGUGUGGCAGUGCCAGGCGUUCGGAGUGCGCGUGUAAAACGUCAGUGGUGAGGCGUGUGUGUGCCACAUUUGGCAAGCGGUGAGUCAGUGAGUCAGCGCGAGUCGUCAGUGUGCGAACGAACGUCAAUGGAGGACCAAGUGAAUGAGUGGAUUACAUAAAAGGCGAAAAUGUCAGCGCACAAAAUAAAGAUAAAUCAUUGCGUUGCAAAGAAAAAAAAAUUCGAAUGAAUUUCGAAAAAAAAGUCAAAGAAAUAACGGUAUAAUAAUCACAAGUGAGUAGUAGAGCAAUAAAGUGCAACUAAAACGAAAGCGCAAAUUAUUAACUGUAAAUUUUAAUUGCAACAAAAGUCAAUACAUACGUGCAUGCAAAUUACAUACAAAAAACAACAACAACAACAAUAAUAAUGUGAACGCGUGUGUGACCCGGAACGCCCACCAUAUAUAUCGACUGAAUGCUGAAUGUUGGCAAAGUGCAUGCGAAAAAAGUGCAAAAACAAACACACAAGCAAAGACACAAAGAGUGAGCAAACAAAAACCAAUAACAACAACAAUAAUAAAAUAAUAUAAAGUGCAAUAUAUAUUUAACAAACAAAUUAAAAAAACGUGUCCUGUGCCGAUUCAUGCUUGGCACAAAACUCAUUCUUUCGGAGUUUGCAGCGGCAAUCCAAGCGAAGCCAAGCCAAGCACCGCCAACACGCAUACUCACACCAAAGCGCUGCAGCAGCGAAAGAGCAAUUUGCUGUGGCAGAGCAAAUACAAUACAUAAGAGUGUUGGAAAAAAUCCAUCAGCGUAAACGAUUCAAAAGUGGUGCUAAAACAUUACAAAAACAAAUUAUGCGCUGCACAUAAAGUACACACAAAACUAUGAAGUAUAACUAUGUCAGCGCAAAAAAAAAAAUAAAUAACCAAACAUACCAAGAAAGUGUGUUAAAAGCGCAAUACGGAAGAAACUUCCACAACGAACUUUUGCAAACUCGUUAAGCAGUAGCGGACAUAAAUAAUAAAAAAGCUAGCUGCAAAAUAAAGCAAAAACAAUAACAACGUCAGCUGUGAACACGGUCAUGAGUCGUCGACUGCCAGCAUAAGCAUUGUUGUUGUGACGAUAAAUAAGACUAUUUAUUUCUAAAGCAAAAAAAAAGCAUAUAGAACAACAACAGCCACAAGAUGGCGGUGCUAUUUAAAUAUACAAAAAAACAAAACAACAACAAAUUAUUGAGCUGCAAUAAAUAUAAGCGUGAUAUUUAUUGCAACAAUCAGUAAAACAGCAACAAACGAAAAAGCAAAUUACGCAGGCAACCCCCUGCAGUACACUACCACGCACAGCACUCUUGCCAACAGCCGGUCAGCCAGCUAGCCAGCUAGCAGAGAGCAUCGCCUCCCCUCAGCAACAACUCCAGCGUAGCAAAGUAAUUUUUGGCAAAACGUUCGAGUAUCGAGCUACGCCGAGCGCCAGCGCGCACACACACUGAGCUCAAAGUCAGUCAGAUCAGAUCAGUUCGAAUUGUUGUGAAACAAAUUCGCUUGUUACAAAACUACAAGAACAACAACAACAACAGCGUUAUAUUACAUUUUGUAAUAUACAAAGAGAGAGUGAGAAAGAGAGCGAGAGUGUGUGUAUAAGAUAACGCACAACAACAAAAUCAACGCUAACAACAACAACAACGCCGCAAUUAAGUCCGUCCAGUGAUAUAUAUGUAUAACUAAUUUUUUUCGCCUUUUUCCAAUUAUUUGUUUUUAUUUUUGUUGUUGUUGCCACAUUGGGUCAUAAUGCAACAGAAAUGUAUUAAAUAAUAUUUCCGAGCAUACAAAAUCGUUGUGAAAAAAAAACUAAAACUGAAAAAGAAAUUGUAAUUAUUUUUUAAAUAAAAUAUAAGCAAUGCUCCUACGCCUUCAAUUCUAAAAUUAGUAGUCACGGCAAUAACUGAACGCAAGUACAUACAAACAUUUGUCCUGUUUGUUUUUACAACUAAAUAUAGCAAUAAAAUUUACUCAGUUUAGUAAACUAUAAGUUUGUAUGACGUGCAUGCACAGACAUAAUGCGCAUAAAUUUAUAAUCAACUUCAGCAUUAUAUACUGGAAAAGGUUGAAUCACUUGCAGGCACUGCGAACAACCCACAUAUACGAACUGGUCAGUGGCCAUAUUGACUCGUAUGGAGAUAGCUUCAUUAUUGAAUAACUAAAGGUAGUCAAUCACAACAACAACAAUAAUAACAACAACAAAAUAUGCUGACUCAGUCAAUACACCAGUGACCACUUUGAGGCACACGCACUCUACUUGGAUUUUGUAUAAUAAUUGGACAUUGUAUAACAACAGCAACAACUAACCACUAGUAGUAGUUGUUGUUGUUGUUAUUUUUGUAUGUUUUACAUACGCCUCGAAUGUCAACUUUGUCAUCAGCAUAUGAAUUUUUGAUGUAGACCAACAGACGCAGAGCCAUACAGUCAAACAGACCCUUAAGGCGAGACGAGUGCGAUGGAGUAAGAGGUGGAGACCCAAAAACACAGGGUACAUAUACUUACAUACUACAUGUGAGUGUUUGUGCAUAAAAUACUUAAAGUAUAAAAUUUUUAAAUACCCAAAGCUAUAAAAUAAUUACGCGUUGGCACAUGCAACUCAGCGCCACACACACACACACAAACUAAUUGCCGCCCACAAGCGUGUGCAUAUGUGGGCUGCUAAUUGAAUGUUCAACUACAACUCACACACACGCACACAAAUACGCGCUCAUUAAGAGUGAAGUGAGUGAGUAAAGUCGCAACUGUGUGACAAAGCGCAGCAGCCUUUUAAGUUAUAUAUAAAAGUUGGGUCGCCACUGCGUAUGAGUAACACGCCGCAGAAAAGGUAAUUAAUUGUUGGUUGCCAGUGAGCGCGAAGCAUAAAUAACUGCAGCGCGUAACAGUAAAAACAUUAAAAAGGUGUUAAGAGCAGCAGCACACUCACGCGUACAUUUACUUAAACAGCGCGCCGCAACUGCCAGAGGUGGUUGUGUGUGGAGUCAGCUGAAGCGCCUAAUGAGCAAAAAGCUUAAAACUUAAUUAAGCGUAUAUGAAAGAUGGUUGGCAAGACAGCAAGCUGAAGAAUAUUUUAUGCGUAAAACAAUAUAUAAAUAAAAGGCAAGAAGAAGCACAAGCCAAGCACAGUCUAAUGUUAAUGGACUGAAGUUGACUGGAGUUGAGCAUAAGGAGUUAUAUAACUGUUAACAGAUUUUGCACAACGGACAACCAUAAAUGAGCUAAUAAAGAGAGACAAUUAAAUAUUCAAAAAACGCUCAAUACUUUUUAAAAGCAACUUUGCAAUCAGCGCAUUGUUACAUGCCGUAAGCAAAUACAUACAGACAAUUGAAGAAUUGAAGUGUGGAAAAACCAGCGAAUAAAGUCAAAUCUUUAUAUUUCCACUGCAUAUAUAAAAAUUUCAUUUCAUCUCUUGCCACUUGUGCGCGCCAAACGAGCAGCAACAUCAAAUUUUCGCCUGCACUCAGAAGCAAAAAAAAAACCCAAACAACAACAAAAUCAACAAAGAAAUGAAAUGAAAUGAAAUAAAAGCGGAAUACAUAACGAAGAAGAAACUUUUAACGUUAAGCAUCGUUUUAACACGACAAAAGGACAUAGCCAGAGACACAGACACAGACAGUGCGACGCAUUAGAGCAACAACAGCAACAGCCAUACCAAUAGUGGCAAUAAUCAUAAUACUCUUGGCGACACUGUGACAGUUGAUUGCCGACAACAACAACACGACAAGCCAUAAGUAACAACUUUAAAUACUACAAAAACAACAACACGCGGCAAUAUAACAACAAAUUAGAGCGCAACCAAAAUAAAUGCGUGACAUAAAUCGUUGUAGCCCAACUGACAGUUUGUCUACUAAAGCUUUCAUUUCAUUGCCUGCAAGCGAAUAAAGGCAGAGCAGCAAGCGGCAAUAAGAAUAAGAAUUAACAAAAAAAAAGUUGAAAAAAGCUUAUGCAUAAAAGUAGCGCAAAUACAAAUAUUGUGGCUUGUCAUUGUCAUGUGUAUAUGACACUGAUAACAACAAAAACUUAAAAACGUCGAGGCGAACAUAAGCUUACACACACACACACACACGCACACACAUUUGGGAUCAAGAUAUUGUUGGUGUACGUGUAGAGAAGGUAUAAGCAGCAGAGACGCGUUCACACACAAGGAAACGAGUCACGCGUGCCAUCAGUGGAGAGAAGUGAAAAGAAGUGAGAAGAGCGAUUGCAACUACCCUGUGAUAUAUAUAAAUUGCACUGUAAGUUUAUUUAAAUUAAUUAAUUAGCAGAAAAUAAAAUAAAUUAAAUAUAAAAAAAAUUAAAUACAAAAAUAAAUAAAUUAAAAUAGAAAUAAAUUCAAAAAAAUUAAAAAAAAAAUUAAAUUUUAUAAAAAAAAUUUAAUUAAAAUUAAAAAUUUAAACAUAAAAUAUUGUCAAAAACGUAAAAUAAAUCGGCAAAUAGUAAAAAUUAUUUAAAGCAAAACUAAAACUAAGAAGCACGAUUAAGCGCAUACACUCGAGUGCAUACGAUUAGCAGAGCAAAUAAAAUAUAAAAUAAAAUAUCAAAAUAAAAAUUUUAAGAAUUAUUAACAAAAAUAAUAACAAAUAAAAUAAAAUAAAAUUAAUAAAAUCAUAGAAAAAAUAUAAAAAUUAAUAAAAUUAAAAUUAAAAAAUUAAACAAAAUAUAUUAGAAAACUUAUAAAAUUAUAAAGAAAUUAAAAAAAAAAAACCUUAAAGAAAAGAAAAUAACUACUUUCAACGGUUUUCGAAAAACUUGCGAACUUAAAGCUAAAUUAAAAAAUUGUAGCGCUAACUAGAAGCAAAGAGCGUAAUAAGAAAAUAAAAAAAUUAAAAUAUUUUUAAUUUAAUUUUAAAAUUAUAUAAAAAAUCAUAAAAAUACUGUAACUACUUCGAAAACACAUUUAAACCGCACGUAAAUACUUCGUAAUACUUGGGAGCGGCGCCAGCAACGAUUAUCGAUUCGUUGCUUACAAAAAAAGAAAACAACAACAGCUAAGCGUGUGUUCGCGUUUUCAUGCAUUUGCUCAAUAAACAUUUGUAAGCGCAAAAGACCACAACAAAAACAAACAAGCACUCGUACAACAACAGCAAUAGCCAACAACACAACCACAACAACAACAACAACAACAAACAGAACGAACCAAAAAUGGGUGACGAACAGGAAGAGCGCACCUUCAAGGAGAAGAUGCUCUUCUACACCACUGCCUUCUUCAUACUACUCGGCACAUUUAGCAUGUUUGCCUUCCUCUUUCUCGUGCCGUUCGUCAUAGAGCCCGCCUUCACGACGAUCUUUAUGCAAUUCGAAGAGGUGCCCGCACUGUGCGAAACCUACGAUGUGGAGACAUAUUUCGGCGCCAAGAAUUGCUCGUGGGCAUCGUGUCGCGAGGGCUGCACAAAGGAUAUUUACACGUGUACACAGAUACGCGUCAAUUAUCGACUGAAUUUGUACAAUUACACAGAUGAAUUCAAUUUCACUGAGUAUCACAUCAAUUUGGCUGAGGCGGAACGCGAAUUGCCGCCAGUCAAGCGUACCGAUCGUUAUGAACGUGCCAUACGCGAUUACGAUUACGAUGCGGCCACGAGUGAUGCCGCAAAGGCGAAUCAAAUGGAUGUGCCCGCGGCGGCGGCUCUAAUGUCCAGUCCCUCAGUGGCGUUGGCCGCAGCGGCGGCGGCGACGACAAGCGAACAAGUACGACUGAAUACGAUCACUUUCGGCAGUGAGGCUGCGGGCAUUGGCGGUGACGGCACGAGUGGUUAUCUCGUCGAUGAGGAGCCGCUCGAUGAGGAUGUGGGCGGUCCCGGUAGUAUAUUGUUCAACGAAGAACGUCAUCCAUUCGAUGAGAUCUCCGAGCUGAAUGAGGGUCUCAUGGGUAAUAAUUCAAUGUAUUUCUAUGUGGGCGCACGUCUCUUUCCCAACGUUAAGGGUUGCGGUUAUCCGCCCAUGCUCAAUUGUACGAUUUGGCUGAAACGUUAUACGAAGAUUGGUAUUAAGUUUCCAUGCUACUAUUCGAAAGUCGAUCCAAGUUUGGUGAUAAGCGAUUUGGAUUAUUGGCAGAACACAUUGAAUCUGAUCUAUUCGAUGGCCAUACCAAUACCAUCGUUUAUUAUAUCGGUGAUAUAUCUGACAUAUGCAUACUUCAAAAUCUAUAAUGAGGAUGAAGAAACGGCGCCGCUCGAUAAGAAUGCCGAAGAUAUGGAUAUUGAUGAGGGUGAGGUGGACGAGAGUGAUGGCGCUGCGUUGGCUAACAAUGCGGCCGGCAGUCAGAUCAUCAAUAUGGACUCGACGACGGGUGAGAGUUGCGUGGAUGUGGUACUGCCGAAUGGUGGCCCCGGCAUGACGACCUCUAUAUCGCAGGGCGGUUCGGUCACAACGCCGGGUCAGUAUUUGGCGCAAUCGCCGGGCGGCUCACAAAUGACACCCAAUUCCGAUAUGAACUCGUUCGGUCAUCAGCUUAAGGUGCAAAUGGCGGACGAAUUGUCGCGUGACUCAUUGGAAAAUGGUGUGCUGUCGACAUCGAACUCGGUGCAGGGAAACUUGAGCAAGACGAUGACGACGAGUAUCUCAACUCCACCUGGGCCGACGGCAGCAGUUUAAAACGCAAAGUCCACGGCAUGGAUAAUGUACGUUUUCGCAUUGGACAAUGAAAUGUGUGCGCACCAACUAUUUAGCUUUUAAAGUCUCAGCUAUCGUACGAAAUUACCAUAAAUGAUAGUAAUUAUAAAGGAUACAAUUAGCUAAUAUCGCCGCAUACAUAUGUAUGUAUGUACAUAUGUAUAUGAGUUAGGCAAUCUAGUACAUACAUAUAUGCAGCACUGCAGCACAAGCAAACUCACACAAAGGACAAUGCAAUAAAUUUCAGUAAUUAUUAAGUGAACACACUAAGAAAGGGAACUAGCAAAAUACAAACAAAAAAUAUAAACUUGUAGUUAUGCGCUGCUUACUACAUAUUUAAUAACUAAAUAUAGUAUACUCAAGUACAGAUGCGAUUGUAUUGUAAAACAAAUAAGCGACUUACUCAGACACACACACACUAGAGCGUCUUAGCUGUUAUGCGAAUGGCAGUUGAUGAUAUAAAUUUAUAUUAUACGAGUACUCAUAUAAUUGAAAAUAAAUUAAUUUUGUUAAUGAAUUGAAAACAGUU
This is a messenger RNA of Zeugodacus cucurbitae (melon fly), 8079 nucleotides long. It is a transcript of the gene tipE, whose product is annotated as protein tipE. Gene Ontology annotation, molecular function: sodium channel regulator activity. The record is from RefSeq and is a predicted model, not a curated record. Gene Ontology annotation, biological process: regulation of sodium ion transport. The transcript has 3 exons. NCBI's taxonomy places the organism in Eukaryota, Metazoa, Arthropoda, Insecta, Diptera, Tephritidae. Bases 6084 to 7532 code for a protein of 482 amino acids.